Messenger RNA from Rhopalosiphum maidis (corn leaf aphid), 2992 nucleotides. RefSeq names its product extensin-like. The coding region runs from base 295 to 2958 and encodes 887 amino acids. The record is from RefSeq and is a predicted model, not a curated record. NCBI's taxonomy places the organism in Eukaryota, Metazoa, Arthropoda, Insecta, Hemiptera, Aphididae. The transcript has 3 exons.
AUGUCGGGAUCGAAAACCGUCGAAUUCUCUCUGCCGUCCAAAAGCGUUUGAUUGCUUUUCGUUGUUUUUUUUCUUUCAUGUUUAUUCUCGUUUGCGUCGCGCUCACCGUUUGCCCAGUGUCGUAACGAACGAUAAAAAUAUAACUAAAAUAGGUACAACACGUACCGUUAUUCUGCAUUUUAAUGAAUGUUUGAUUUUUAUUUUAUUUUCGCGUCUACAAAGUUAAAAUAUACUUAAUGUGAACCAAGGAUAACCUAAAAGAUUCUUAACAAUAAUUUGGAUUAGACAUUUACAAUGAGGGCGUAUUUGUUGGCAACGGCAUGUGCGAUUUUCUUGAACUUGGCUUUAGCAGUCUUACCGAACAAACGAGAUGCAUCAUCUUAUACUCAAUCACUUCAAACUCCUUUUCAAAGUCAACCAACAGUUAGCAUAUCAUCUAGUACAGUUGGUAAUGGACAAUCUUUUGAUUUUGAAAAUUUUAACACACAAGACACCCAAGGUGAUUCUUCUCAAGCACAGUUGCAGUCAUUGCAGAACUAUGGACAAUCUCAACAAGUAUAUACCUCUUCACAACCUCAACUGCAGCAAAGUUAUAGCGCUCAAAUACAAAGAAUAAUACAAGGUUAUAGUGCUCCACAACAGCAGCCACAACAACAGCCACAACAGCGGCCUCAACAAGGUUACUUACCACCACAACAGCAACCUGCGACGCAACCGCAACCAAGCUAUGGGGCAUCAACACAAACACAGCCACCAGUACCACAACCACAACAACCAAUAUCACAAACUCAACCAAGUUAUGGACUAUCACCACAACAACCAUCGCCUCAGCCCCAGCCAAGUUAUGGACCUCCACAACAACAACAACCAUCUCUACAGCCCCAGCCUAGUUAUGGACCACCACAACAACAGCAGCCACAACAACGACCACAACAAAGUUACAACACACCUCAAUUUCAGCCAAGUUAUAGUCCUCCUCCACAACAACAACCAGUGUCACAACCCCAAACUCAGCCAAAUUAUGGACCUCCUCAACAACAGCAACCAGUGUCACAACCACAACCACAAUCUAAUUAUGGACCUCCUCAACAACAACAACCAUUGCCACAACCUCAGCCAAAUUAUGGACCUCCACCACAACAGCAACCAUCACCUCAACCCCAGCCGAGUUAUGGACCACCACAACAACAACCAUCGCCUCAACCCCAGCCGAGUUAUGGACCACCACAACAACAACCAUCGCCUCAACCCCAGCCGAGUUAUGGACCACCACAACAACAACCAUCGCCUCAACCCCAGCCAAGUUAUGGACCACCACCACAACAGCAACCAUCGCCUCAACCCCAGCCAAGUUAUGGACCACCACAACAACAACCAUCACCUCAGCCCCAGCCAAGUUAUGGACCACCACCACCACCACAACCACAGCAACCAUUACCACAAUCACAGCCAAGUUAUAGUCCUCCUUUACAGCAACCUCCACAGACAAAUUAUGGUCCACCAGUACAACAGCCCCAAUCGUUUCCACAGCCAAACUAUGGACCACCACCUCAACAGCAGCAACCGCAAUCGAAUUAUGGUCCACCGCAACAACAGCCUCGCCCCAAUUAUGGACCACCCUCUCAACAACAACAACCAUUACCACAAUCCCGACCAAGUUACAGUCCUCCUCAGCAACAACAACCAUUGCCACAACCACAACCAAGUUAUGGACUUCCACCAUCACAACAACCUUUACCACAACCACAACCUAGUUAUGGACCACCAAUCCAACAGCAACAACCAAUACCGAACUGUAACUAUCCACAGCAGCAACAGCCAUUGCCUCAGCCACAACCAAACUAUGGAUUACCGCAACAGCCACUUCCACAGCCACAGCCUACUCAACCUUCAACAUCAUAUGGUGCCCCAGGACCAAGUGCAAUAACUCCUCAACAAAAUUUCGGUCAACCAAAACCAUCCAAUACUAAUAUUCCUCAAUCUAAUCAACCAACUGUAGUACAGUCAAUCAGUUUUGGAAUACCAUCACAAUCGUUUAACACACCAAAUCAAUUGUUGGGAACGUCACAAAAUCAGAAUGGAUAUUCUUAUAGCCCCCCAGCUACUCAGCAACAAAAUAAUCAAUUUCAAGGUUAUUCUUACAACCAACCAAGUACAAGGCCAAAUCAACAGCCACAACAGCCACAGCAACCCAAGCAGCCCAGUUUUACUUACACUACAUCUCAAGUACAACCUCAAAAUAUACCUCAACAGGUCGGUUAUUCAUACAAUCCACCACAACCAGCUACACAGCAAAAUAAUGCAAAAGCCCCCUCAUCGUCACCACCUCAACCAACGUAUGGGAUACCACAACAGCCUCAAACAUCCCCUCCGUCAAACAAUUAUAGCCCUCCCAAGCCACAAGCCCAACCAAGACCACAAGGCAGUUAUAUUUAUACUGGUGUUCCGGUAUCGAGUACACCAAGACCACAACCACCUCAGCUAGGAUAUAGUUAUAGUCCAACUCAAAUUCAAAUUACUCAGGUGCAGUUUAAACCACAGCAGACCACAGCAGGACCAGGAGGAUACAGCUAUAAUACUCCAUCAAUACCGUUUCCAACGCCGGCUUCGCAAGCAAAUCCCCAGUUACAAUUCCCGUAUAGCGGACCGACGCAGUCUCCAUUACCGACGUUCACAACGUCUUCACCAACACAAACUUACAGCGCGUCUGUAAACUCACCUUCCAUAGUGGCACCAAACGGUCGUAACUUAAGCUAUCAAUCGUCGCAGCUUACGGUACAACCGAACGGAUCACCGUCACAGUCGUCUAGCAGCUAUUUGACGGCGAAACCGGGCCAGUCAAGCACACAGGCCCAAUUAGCGGGCUUUGGGUCGCAAACACAACAGCCGACGAAAAUACGAUUUGACGAAUUUGCGGCUCCACAAUCCGAAUCACAGCCGCAACCUACGUACGGCUGAGAGUAAAUUCUAACCCGUACCACGAAUUGGUAGU